AAGAAAAAAAAUAUCACAUUAGACAAAAUUGUGUAACCUCUUUUAGCUUGUCUCGAGCUCUUGUCCGGCCCCAACAUUUUAAUACGCAAAAACAUGGCGGCGUCCUUGAGCAGCGCAGGGAGUGUGGGGCUACUGCGUGCCUUAGCCAGGUCCGGCUCAUUAUGCAGCUCCUCUGGAAGCAGAAGCCUCCAUGUCACUGCAGUGUGCUGCAAGAAUCGAGCAGCUCGUGUCCGAGUGGGCAAAGGAGACAAACCUUUGUCUUAUGAGGAGGCACAUCCACCUCAUUACAUUGGCCACCGCAAAGGGUGGUUGUCACAGCAUACCAGUAACCUCAAAGGAGAAGGGGGCGCGGCUGAACGUACCGUAGAGGACGUGUUCAUAAGGCGUUUCAUGUUCGGGACCUUCCACGGCUGCCUGGUCAAUGAGCUCGUGAUCAAACGGCGCGGCAACCUGCUCGUAGUUUGCGCUUUAAUGUUACAGAGAUUACAACCACACAAGUUUUACUUCUUAAUCGGUUAUACAGAGUCACUGCUGUCGCAUCUCUACAAAUGCCCCGUGAAGUUAGAGGUUCAGACGGUGAAGGAUAAAGCUGUGUACAAGUACCUCUGAUGGAACUGUGUAGUGUUAAUGCUACGUGUUUCUGCUAGAGACUGUAUACCACCAGUGGGACUUUGCUCUUGUAUAAGAUGUCGAAUUUGUUCCUGUCUCCAUUCCUGCUCGCGGUGAUGUCAUCUUCCUAUUUCAGUUCCCCCUAAAUGGACAUUAUCAGUUUUCAAAGGUUUUCGGUCUUUGUGCACGAACUCUCAGAAUUCUAGGAAAUAAAGCAUUGCAAUUGAAACAUUAUACCUUAAAUUGUUAAACAAAUACAGCAAACACAUGGUUUAACGUACUGUAUGUUAUGUAUGCACCACAGUUCACUGUGUUUCAACCAGCUCCAUUACUUACAUUUCAACAUGUGACAAUUCUUUUAUCAUUGUAGUUUGUCAGUCAGGGGAAAAGUUAAGGUUUGUGUAGUUAUUAAACAAAACAAAAAAAAAACGGGGUUGUUUCAUACCAUUACCACUUAAAUCAGACUUUGUAUCAGAAAGUCUGUAUAAUAAAGAAGAUUUAAGGAUUGAAACGUCCUCUAGAACCUCAAGCAAGUCCAGUUUUUUCCUUUGUAAAAAAAAUCAAUGUGAGUUUUCUACAACAUUCCUCUCUGAUGUCCUUUUUACCGCUGACCUGUGAACAUGACUCCAUCUGCAAUACGUUAUACUCAUCACAAUUUAUCAUGCCCUGUGCUUAUUGCAUAAUUAGAACAGUUUUCCAGACUUGAGUGUCUGCAGAGUACUUUACUCAACAAAUGUGCACUGCACAGCAGUUAAGACUAAUAGAAGCACCCCAGUAACUGAGUGAUCAAGCACAAAUCAUUGUAACAUGCCUGGUUCAGGGACCGUUGUUACGUUACACCCCUGUGGUUCCUGUCUGCCUCUUUAUUAUCAACUCACCACGAAAAGGUCAAAACGGCAAAUAUUUUAUCCAAUUUCCAAAAAAUA
Molecule: messenger RNA, 1535 nt
Organism: Chelmon rostratus (copperband butterflyfish)
Lineage: Eukaryota; Metazoa; Chordata; Actinopteri; Chaetodontiformes; Chaetodontidae
Gene: mrps24
Product: mitochondrial ribosomal protein S24
Exons: 4
Coding region: 94-609 (171 amino acids)
Biological process (GO): translation
Cellular component (GO): mitochondrion
Source: RefSeq, a predicted model, not a curated record